UUUUUUUCUCCUCCUGCCGGAGGCCUAAUCCCCACGUCUCCGCUCCGCCUGUCCCUCUGGCCAGCAAUUUGGGUCUUUGGUCGUACCCCUUGGCCCGUCUCUUCCCAGGUCACUAAGCGCCUGCAGGGCUAGAAAGGCGGGACUUUUUUUCAAGGCGGAGGAACACAAAUAAGUUACAGACUUGCAACUUUUUUAAGAUGGGGAAAGUUCCUUCUACGUUGAGCCCGUGGCAGUUUUUCUUCUUCUGCAGCAAAACUUAAAAGAACUGUGCGGAUUUUGCACCAUUCAUUGAGGAGACGGGACCGCGCCCUGAAGCGCCCUCGGUCGCUAGGGAAAGAGGUUCCUGACUGACAAGCCAGCGCUGGGCCAGGAGGGCUGUGCUGGCUCGAUCUGGCUGCGCGCCGCUCGGGAGGGCCGGUCUCACCUAAAUUCGUCUCCCGGCCCCUCCCCUAGCCCUGGCGGCCGCCACACUAAGAUUGGGCGGAGCCCAGAGAGGCCGUUAUGAAGACCCUGAGAGCCAUGGCCAUGCAGAAAAUCUUUGCUCGGGAAAUCUUGGACUCCAGAGGCAACCCCACGGUGGAAGUCGACCUGCAUACAGCCAAGGGUCGAUUCCGGGCAGCUGUGCCCAGUGGAGCUUCCACCGGUAUCUAUGAAGCUCUCGAAUUAAGAGAUGGAGACAAAUCUCGCUACCUCGGGAAAGGGGUCCUGAAGGCUGUGGAACACAUCAACAAGACCCUCGGUCCUGCCCUACUAGAUAAGAAACUAAGCGUAGUGGAUCAAGAAAAAGUUGACAAAUUUAUGAUUGAGCUGGAUGGAACCGAGAACAAGUCUAAAUUUGGAGCUAAUGCGAUCCUAGGCGUGUCCCUGGCCGUGUGCAAGGCUGGAGCAGCUGAGAAAGGGGUCCCGCUCUACAGACACAUCGCAGAUCUGGCAGGGAACCCGGAUCUGGUCCUCCCAGUCCCUGCCUUCAAUGUGAUCAAUGGGGGUUCCCAUGCUGGAAACAAGCUGGCCAUGCAGGAGUUCAUGAUUCUGCCUGUGGGAGCCAGCUCCUUCAAGGAAGCCAUGCGCAUUGGUGCCGAGGUCUACCAUCACCUCAAGGGGGUCAUCAAGGCAAAGUACGGGAAGGAUGCCACCAAUGUGGGUGACGAGGGCGGCUUUGCACCCAACAUUCUGGAGAACAAUGAGGCGUUGGAGCUGCUGAAGACAGCCAUCCAGGAAGCUGGUUACCCUGACAAGGUGGUGAUUGGCAUGGAUGUUGCAGCAUCUGAGUUCUUCCGCAAUGGGAAGUAUGAUCUUGACUUUAAGUCACCUGAUGACCCUGCUCGACACAUCACUGGGGAGAAGCUGGGAGAUCUGUACAAGAGCUUCAUCAAGAACUAUCCUGUGGUCUCCAUUGAGGACCCCUUUGACCAAGAUGACUGGGCCACCUGGACUUCUUUUCUCUCGGGGGUUGACAUCCAGAUUGUGGGGGAUGACCUCACAGUCACCAAUCCCAAGAGGAUUGCCCAGGCCAUUGAAAAGAAGGCCUGCAACUGCCUGCUGUUGAAGGUGAACCAGAUUGGUUCAGUGACUGAAUCCAUCCAGGCCUGCAAACUGGCUCAGUCUAAUGGUUGGGGGGUGAUGGUGAGCCACCGCUCUGGCGAGACUGAGGAUACAUUUAUUGCUGACCUUGUAGUGGGACUCUGCACAGGACAGAUCAAGACUGGUGCCCCUUGUCGCUCUGAGCGUUUAGCCAAGUACAACCAACUCAUGAGGAUUGAGGAGGCUCUUGGGGACAAGGCUGUUUUUGCUGGACGUAAAUUCCGUAACCCAAAGGCCAAGUGAGAAGAUGCAGGACCCGGACAUCUUUGGACAGGCCCAGGCCUUCAAGCCCUUCCUUCUGAAAUAAACACUGGUGCCAAACA
This is a messenger RNA of Sorex araneus (European shrew), 1904 nucleotides long. It is a transcript of the gene ENO3, whose product is annotated as enolase 3. Gene Ontology annotation, molecular function: phosphopyruvate hydratase activity; magnesium ion binding. Gene Ontology annotation, biological process: glycolytic process. The transcript has 13 exons. Bases 502 to 1824 code for a protein of 440 amino acids. The record is from RefSeq and is a predicted model, not a curated record. Gene Ontology annotation, cellular component: phosphopyruvate hydratase complex. Lineage: Eukaryota; Metazoa; Chordata; Mammalia; Eulipotyphla; Soricidae.